UACGAUUGUAUGCUCGUUGGGUAGUACGAAGUACGUGACGAUCUCAGGGCCGGCGGACGGAAAUUCUGCUUUGUUAUUUGUUGUUUUGUAAUGAAAUGCAUGGCGUGGUUUGAAUAAGUAUUUUCGCUUUUAGCUCUUGAGGCUUUUUAAUACCAUUUUCCAGAAUUGGAUUAUGCAUGGCAUUUGAGGCAGGACCAUGCGGUACUUUGAAAUGUCAUCUGUGUUCCACUACCCGUGGGAACAAGUUGCAGAAGCAUUUUGGAAAAGAUAUCCGAACCCAGAAAGCACGCACGUGCUCUCGGAGGACACGGUGUUCCGCGAGGUGCGCGGCCACCAGCUGUUCAGCAAGCGCGUCUUCACCAAGACGAACCGCGUGCCCAAGUGGGGGGAGCGCUUCGUCAGCGCGCACACGGUCAAGAUCCUGGAGGAGUCUGUGGUGGACCCUCGGGAGCAGGUGCUGGUCACGUACACCCGGAACCUGGGCUACGUCAGAGUCAUGAGCGUGGUGGAGAAGGUGGUGUACCGCGCGAGCAGCGACAACCCCGGCUGGACGGUGGCCGAGCGCUCCGCCUGGGUCGACUCCCACGUGUUCGGCUUCGCCCGCGCCAUCCAGGCCUUCGGCAUGGAGAGGUUCCGCAAGAACUGCCUCAAGAUGACCGGGGGCUUCAACCACGUGCUGGCGGCCAUGUUCCCGCACGCCGCGCCGCCGGGCGGGCAGGCGUCGGCGCCCUCCUCCAAGGACACGCUCAGGGACGCGGCGAAGCGGGCGGGGGACCUGGCCAAGGCCAAGGCCGGGCCCCUGUACGCGUCCAUCCACGCCAACAAGACGUAGCUCUCUGCGUCGUGCCGCCAGCUGCCCGGUGGGGCCGGGGCGUCCCGGCGACCAGGCUGUCCUGCGACAGUGUAGAGCCAGUGACUAGUUGAAGAUGCAGCAUUAGGCAAAUAGGUUCGUUCAUUCCCGGGUUUGAGGAACAAUUCAAAUCUCAGUUUUUAGCUAUCUGCUAAGUACUUUUUAUCUUUGGUUUUAUAGUUUUUAUUAAAACAUUUAAAUUUUAAAUAUGUACUUCCUUGUAAACAUUGUUCAUCUUUAAUGGCUUAAAUCAUCCAUUCUGCCUUCCAUUUGUAUGAUAAUGUCUACUAGGUCUGUGUGCAGUCCUGUGCCCAAUAUCGCUGCGAUAUGUGCUAGUUAUGUCAAAAUUGUUGUUAUAUAGUUAUGGUAGUGAUGGGUCGAUUCCGAUUCCGGAAUCGGUCGGUCCCACCGAUUACAGUAUAAUCGUGGGAUUCAGAAUACAAUGGUUUUGGAAUCGACCAUGACCGAUUCCUGCAUUGCUUUUAAGUUUGCAAAAUACAUCUACGCAACGUAAGAAAAUACUAAAAUGAAUGCAAAUAUAAUUUUUAAACUACAUAAUGCAAUCUUUUUUACGGAACUGAUUUACGAAUUACGGUAAUUAACGUAUUUAUUUACUGGCACCGCCAUUUUCCCUAUAGUACAAAUGCAGUAUCUACUUUCCCGCUUUAAACGAAAGCAUUUUUCGGAAAUUACGUUGCAGCAGCACUGCAUUUAAUAGUAAACCUUCAAAAAUAACUAUACAAAACCAUAAAUGUGUAAAGAAAAUUAUGUAAAUGUAAACGGCAAGUAAAAUAACGUAAACGUUAACUAUUUGAUCAUGGCAGCUACAUUUGCCAUUGUAAACAACCUAAUUUUUUGUUUGUGCUACCGGCCAUGGUAAACCAUACGGCCAUGAACCAAAUCUUUGGUGACAUGAACGUGAAAAUUAAGAUGUUUCACAUCUCUGCACUUUAAACUUUAAAGAAUUAAAGGAAAUAAUUUUUGAACGAGAUUUUACCCAAAUUCACAGUGGCGACCAUAUUAAAAUAAGUUUAAAAGCAACAUAACCAAAUUGCUGUAAAUCGGCGUUCUUGUGCGUGUUCAGCGAUGCUCUUUUGUCUUUUUACAUUAGAUAUAUUUUGGAAAGGCAGUUGGCUAAUCUGAAUUUCCAAACAUUGCUGCUGAAAUGUUCGUAAAUUUUUAUUACCAAACACAAACAAUCUUUUGAAAGUAAUUGUGUUUAACAGAAUUGUUUCCGAUAAAUUUCUGAAAUGAAUUAAAUGUUAACACGCGAUUAUUUCAAGAGUUUAAAUAUUUUGUGUAAGAAAAUCUCACCAUAAAAUGUGGAAAUUUUGAGAUGCUAAAACAUGCACAGAAUGUUCUUAGUCAAGAACCGAAAAUUUAUUUUCUCUUUACGGUUGUGAAGAACUACAAGACUGGAUGGAUUUAUUCUUUUCACCAAGUGAGAUAAUUAAGUUCUAGGUAAUAUAUUAAAACUUAAGCAUCUCUGACAUUUUAUUUUAGUGUGGUGCAUAUUUGUUUCUUGUCAUUUCCAUCAUAAUGAGAUAAUAAAGUUUUAUUUUUACAUUUCCCCCUUUUUAUUUUUUUUCGCCCAGGUCCCUUGAAAUAUGUAUCAACGAGGUUAUACUGUCAUUUUAUUUGGAUCAUUAUUUAGUUGUGCUUGAAAAUAAAAUUCUUAACCUAAACAUACAAACCUCUUUUUUUUACAAUUAAUUAAUUGAGUUGAUAAUGUAAGGUAUCUAAAGUUGGUUAAGUUAUAACAUUAUUUACAAAAUACGUCAUAAACUCAUAAGACAUCUUUGAUUAUUGGCAGUGUUUGAACACAUGUUUCGUCUAACUAUAUGCAAGGUUAAAAGGCCAAAUUGUGCUAGAAAUUCAAGGUAGCAUAACUUGAUGGUAAUAACAUUCUUUUUAACAUUAUAUAAGCUGUAUAUAAUGUUAAUUUCUGCACAGAAAAUGAAACACAAUGCAAUUAUAUUUUUAAAAUCAUAAACAACCUUUUUUUUUUCUGAGUAUAUUACUCUGUUGAACAUUGUCAGCUAAAAAUUAAGGAAUCGGAUUCGAAGAAUCGACCCUUUAAUUUAAGAAUCGAAAAUGGAAUCGGAAUCGGUAUAUUUUAGGAAUCGGCCCAACACUAAGUGAUGGUUCGUAAUAUUGAAAACUAAAGGUAGUAUAUCACUAACAUCAGUUUCAUAAAUACAGUAUUGGUAUCGCAAAUCUUUUAUUGCAAAAUUGACAUUGUAAAAAUGAACAUGGCAAAAAUAAUGAAAUUUUCAAUAGGAUCACAAAAUGUAUGUUACGAGAACCGGUAACUGGCUUCACAAGUAAAAGAUAAAGUAAUAUUUAGAUAUUACCUUAGGGUACUUUUCAUCCAUUAAAAAAAAUAUUUAUAAAGAUAACCUACAGGAACACAAAACCCAAUAGCGAUAGGAAUAGGGAGUAGUCUUACCGCCUAUGUUUAAAGUUUCAAUAAACAUUUUGUUUGCACAGUUGAAUAGCUAAAGUAGUAUUUUAAACACAAUAUACUAUAUAUAGGAAGUCAGUGUGGUCAUUUUUCUGUGGUCUUAUUCACAUAAAGUAAUCAAUCUUAUGGAACCAUAAUUUAUUUUCAAAAGAACCACAGUCCAUCUCCAUUUGGAAUAAUGUAGAUUUAUAAAAAUUUCUUUCGGCACAGCCUACGGGUGUAGGUAGAUUUCAAGGUACCUACUUGUUCUGGAAACUUAUAUAAACUUCUGAAACAUUUAAAAAACUUAAUGUACCUACAUUUUUUCAUAUUCCAUGCAGCGCAAAUAUUUCAAAUGUUUUUAACUCAAUGCAUUCAUCAUUGAAUAUCUUAGAACAAUUUUUCAUAUUAUGCCUACUAAGGUAAUACAUAUGUAUUAGUUUUCAUUCCUUGCACAAAUACAUGAGCAUGGAAAAAUUUGCUUUGGACCAUGGCUUGGGAUAAUCUUAAGUCAGUUUAAAAUAAAUUUAAACAGUUUGAUAGUGAUGAAAUUUAAAUAUUUUUUAAUUACCGGUAUAUAUUAUUUAUAUAUGUUUUUAUUAUAGUAGUUUGUCUCAUAGAAAAUUGUUUCAGCCAAUAUUUUAAGAUAAUGUUUGGGAUUUUUACAAUAAAUUAUAACAGAUUUGAUAGUAUACUUAGUUAAAAGUUAUUGUUUUGUUUUUGUCUUUCAGUGCUUGUUAUUUCCAACUCUUGCAGUAAUGGUUGGUUGAAUAAAAAUUUACUUUAGCAAAGGUUUUAGACCAAAUUAAGGAAGUGGUAAUAAGAACGGUUUCAAUAGUGUACAUGGUAUGGAAGUUUUAUUUAUAUUUUUGUUCCAACUCCUGAUUUUUCAACCCUUUGCUGUAAUGGUUUGUCUUAAGAAAAAUGUUUUGAAACCAAAUUUUUGUAUAAUUGUUAGAAGAUUUACAAUUGAUUGUUUUAGAUUCUAUAGUGUACCCAAUAAGGGAGUCAUGAAAUUUUUUUAGUCUUCUAACCUUUGUUUUUUCCACCCUUCGCAACAAUGGUUGGUUGUAUUAAAAAUUGUUUCAGACAAAAGUUUUUGAUUAUAUUUUUAAGGUUUACAAACAACAUGAACAGAUUUAGUAGCAUGCCUACUAAGGGUGUUACAAAUUUCUUUUGCCAUCCCUUGCAUUUAUGGUUGGUCAUAUCAAAAAUAUAUUUAGAGAAAAGUAUUUAUGUUAUGGGAGUUUGGCGAUUUUUCUGUUUUUCAAAAAACCUUCCCCAUUUCUACCCCAUUGGUGGGAUUAUGCCCAUUAAUGAACUCAACUGAGAUUUUCCAUUACUAUAUUUUAUGUAUCAGGAAGUGAUUCUUGCAAAAUUAUGGCAUUUAUCAUGUCCAUAAAAUUAUAAUACUAUAUAUACACUAUUUUUAGGGUCAGUGACCAUAAAACAAAAAAACAAAAACUACGUAAAAAUUUACCUAAUGGUGGAAUAAUUUUUUUUAUCAGGUUCAUUAGUUUUCGUGUUAACGUACAAAUAAAUUCAUAUUAUCUUUAUAAUAUUAAAAUAAAGGAAUAUAGCUCCGUCUUAAAUAAUUUUGAUUAGUAAUAGAAAAGUAAUAUUUUUAAUAGGUCCAUUAUUUUAGAGUUUACUUCUGACAAACAUACCUCACACUCAGUAUCCAUUACUUUGCAUUUCAGUAACAUAGCAAAUACAUACUUCAAUGAAGGUAACUUGAUGGUCGUUCUCUUGUCGCACACCCGUGAGCUAGCAUCAGAUGAGCCACUUGCAUUUACGUUCUGUUGGUUGGAUUCCGGAUGCCAGGUUGCAUUACUGCACUGCCUGCAUUCAGUACAGUAUUUCUGGGUUUCAUAGGUACAUUCCAGAAUCAGUUUGUGUUUUGUUACUACAACUUGUUUUAAAUACGGUCGUAUAUAUUCAUUACCUACAUGGCUGUGUCCGGUACGUGCUGGUUCGAAGACCCAUCACCGAUGAUCCGUGAGCGUGUCGACCCUUCUCGGGGGUGAAGAUAGGAACCACGACACCACUUUGGCUCCAAUAGGACAAGCGUGAGAAUGUAUAAGUACGCACAGGAAGUCCACACUUAAUGUCAUAGCCUCUACCUUCUAGCUGUCAAGUCAUUUCACUUAAAAAGGUCACGUCUAAUUUUAGAUGGUGUAUUAGAAUACUACUUAGAAAUUUUAUAAUUUAGGUGGCAUUCCAUGAAAAACAUUGGUGAAACAAUUCUAUUUUUGAUCACUACUUGUCCUGAUAAACAUCAUUAGGUAUUUUAAAUGUAGCUAACCUAACCUAACAAACUGUUCACACAAUUUAAUUGAUCCUAUUUCCUGAUAAAACCAAGUAUUCACCACACAAAAGAUUUAAACAGCCAUACUUUAUUAUUGUUCCCAUUAUUACUCGCUAACAGCAAGCUCCAGAAGGUAUACACCUACAUGACACCACUGCCUUGUGUAUUACCGACUGUAAAGAUGUAUUAUUUCUAAAAAAUUAAAUAAUUGGAAUAAUAAAACCAAACAAAGCACAUAGUGACUGGCUCUCACUAACUGUGAUAAAAAUGGCGAUGAAACACUAAGGAGGGUCGUAUUUGACGACGACCUGAAUACACAAAACCUCAAACAUAUAUUUCAUUCAAUAGAAAUCAAUUCUAAGGAAAUGUCUUAAUUCUACAGAUUGCGCAAGAAAUUUGUAUUUCACUAAUUUUUUUCCCUCAAUACUGAAAUAUAUUCUCAACUAACUCUAAUUGAAACAAAACUAGUGUUUUGAUGGAUUAUUUUUAAAUACAUACUAGUUUUUGACUCUGUAAGUAAGCAAUGUUUCGCACAUUCACUUUGUGUUUGGCAAUGCUGUUCCGUUCCUGAAAGGUUGGGAACAUGUAGCCGAGACCUCGGGUCCACUGAGCUAACGUACGCCACUUGUUCCUGUACACACGAGACCAAACAAGCAACCUCCCGUCUGCAUGCACACGUGGGAUCUUGUAGUCGGCUGUCGUCUUCCGAUGCAAGUUGCAGGUACAUGCUACAGCUGUAGAAAAGUUAGUGUGUUUGUGACAUGACAAUGGCUUUAUGACUUUAUUGUUUGCAUCAAUAUAAUUUUGUGAAAGGUUAAACUGCUAAGUUAAACCCAUUUGGUCAUGUAGCCAGUUGUGUUUGAUAUUAGAACAAUACUACACUGUUGGCAUGUUUCCUUAAAGCCAAUAUUUACUGCUGAUUAUCCGAUACUUGUAUUUUAAUUCAUUGUGAAUGUCUCUUAUAAUACAUGACAAGUAUUUAAGGAAAAUGAACAUGGAUGAAGAGACAGACAUUUUGGAUGGCUGCACUGUCCUCCGGGAGUAUAGGUAACCUGGGCUCGUAACAAGUACAUCUUUAAUGAUUGACACCAAAUUGUUUUUAAGUGCAUUGUUGUUUUGUAAAUGUUGUAGUUAUUUUUUAUAUGCAGUCUGGUUAAGAUAUGUCAUAAUGUAGGCAAUUAUUCUGAAGUUUUGUACCCAGUUGUAGUUGCUCUGUACAUUCAUUUCUCUCAAAUAUGAAUUCAUUGUGUAGCCAUUCCAAGAACUUAAAUGCCAAAAUUUGUACAUGCAUUUUUUUUUAUUGCGGCAUUAGCAAACACCAUACCUUAAACACACUAAUUUUAUACGCUCAAUUUUUUUUUGUGUUUGCUACAUAAGAGUUUUUACUGUGUGAUCAAUGAUGUGAUUCUUUAAAUUUACAACAGUGUAGAGCUUUAAAAAAAAAACUGUAUUAUAGUUAAUAAUAAAAUUUUGUCAUUGAAAAAAAAAAAUAUUGUUACCAAUUAUGUAAUUACUGUUGAAAGUUGGUAAAAUAAAUAUUUAACAAACGUG
This is a messenger RNA of Bacillus rossius redtenbacheri, 7152 nucleotides long. RefSeq names its product PRELI domain-containing protein 1, mitochondrial (gene prel). The transcript is spliced from 4 exons. The record is from RefSeq and is a predicted model, not a curated record. Gene Ontology annotation, molecular function: phosphatidic acid transfer activity. Lineage: Eukaryota; Metazoa; Arthropoda; Insecta; Phasmatodea; Bacillidae. Gene Ontology annotation, cellular component: mitochondrial intermembrane space. The coding region runs from base 197 to 832 and encodes 211 amino acids. Gene Ontology annotation, biological process: phospholipid transport.